AUGAACUACGAGCGGAUGGCAAGUGGUCUUCCGUUCGAGCACCGUCUCGGCUCUCGAGCGGAAGUGCUCUUUCGGCUUCAGUAUAGGAAGGAUGAUCUUGACGUGGUGGGCGACGCCGUUCCGUCCAGACAGCUGGUUUCGCUGAAACGAUGA
Molecule: messenger RNA, 153 nt
Organism: Peronospora matthiolae
Lineage: Eukaryota; Oomycota; Peronosporomycetes; Peronosporales; Peronosporaceae
Source: the annotation of a GenBank genome assembly